Messenger RNA from Manihot esculenta (cassava), 1769 nucleotides. Its product is annotated as 3-ketoacyl-CoA synthase 10. The record is from RefSeq and is a predicted model, not a curated record. The coding region runs from base 35 to 1639 and encodes 534 amino acids. Gene Ontology annotation, cellular component: membrane. Lineage: Eukaryota; Viridiplantae; Streptophyta; Magnoliopsida; Malpighiales; Euphorbiaceae. The transcript is spliced from 3 exons. Gene Ontology annotation, molecular function: acyltransferase activity, transferring groups other than amino-acyl groups. Gene Ontology annotation, biological process: fatty acid biosynthetic process.
UGUUAAACCCUACCCUUAUCACAUCUUCUUCAACAUGGCUAGUGAGAGAGAUCUUUUAUCCACAGAGAUUGUCAACCGUGGGAUAGAGUCCUCAGGCCCCAACGCCGGCUCUCUCACAUUCUCCGUCAGGGUAAGGAGAAGGUUGCCGGACUUCCUCCAAUCUGUGAAUCUCAAGUAUGUUAAGUUGGGCUACCAUUACCUUAUCAACCAUGCCAUUUACUUGGCCACCAUACCCGUUUUGGUUCUGGUUUUUAGUGCUGAGGUCGGAAGUCUCAGUAGGGAAGAGCUCUGGAAGAAGCUUUGGGAAGAUGCUCGCUAUGAUCUCGUUUCUGUGCUUUCUUUCGUCGCUGUUUUGGUCUUCACUGUUUCUGCUUACUUCAUGUCUCGCCCAAGGUCCAUUUAUCUUCUGGAUUUUGCUUGUUAUUGCCCUCAUGACGAUCUCAAGAUGAGCAAAGAUGAGUUCAUGGAGCUGGCAAGAAAGACAGGGAAGUACGACGAGGCAACCUUGGAAUUCCAGAAGAAAAUUUUACAAUCAUCAGGCCUUGGAGACGAAACCUACAUCCCCAAGGCAGUAAUGCGACAAGAGAACUGUGCAACCAUGAAGGAAGGUCGUUUGGAAGCCUCAACAGUAAUCUUUGGGGCACUUGAUGAGCUCUUUGAGAAGACAAGGGUCCGUCCGAAGGACGUUGGUGUCCUAGUAGUGAACUGCAGCAUUUUUAACCCAACCCCAUCUCUGUCAGCCAUGGUAAUAAAUCACUACAAGAUGAGAGGCAACAUCCUUAGCUAUAACCUUGGGGGCAUGGGGUGCAGUGCUGGUAUUAUAGCUAUAGACCUUGCUCGUGACAUGUUGCAGGCUAAUCCUAACAAUUAUGCUGUCGUGGUUAGCACUGAGAUGGUGGGUUAUAAUUGGUACUCCGGCCAGGAACGGUCCAUGAUUAUACCCAAUUGCUUUUAUAGGAUGGGCUGCUCCGCUGUUCUAUUGUCUAACCGGCGGCUAGACUACCCGCGUGCCAAGUACCGCCUUGAACACAUUGUCCGGACUCAUAAAGGAGCUGAUGAUCGUAGUUUCAGGAGCGUUUACCAGGAAGAAGAUGACCAAAAAUUCAAGGGAAUAAAGGUGAGCAAACAACUGAUGGAAAUAGGAGGAGAAGCACUGAAAACAAACAUCACCACACUAGGACCUCUGGUGCUGCCAUUCUCAGAGCAGCUUCUCUUCUUUGGAACCUUAGUUUGGAGACACUUAUUUCCUAAGAACGAUGGAUCUUCAGCAACACAGCCAUCGAAGCCCUACAUCCCUGACUACAAGCUAGCAUUCGAGCACUUCUGUGUCCAUGCAGCCAGCAAGAUCGUGCUUGAUGAGAUACAGAGAAACCUUGGGCUGAGCGAUAAGAACAUAGAGGCUUCGAGGAUGGCACUGCACAGAUUUGGGAACACUUCGAGCAGCAGCAUAUGGUACGAGCUGGCUUAUUUGGAAGCUAAGGAGAGGGUGAAGAGAGGAGAUAGAGUUUGGCAAAUUGCAUUUGGUUCUGGAUUCAAGUGCAACAGCCUCGUUUGGAAGUCCAUGAAACGUGUGAAGAAGCCUUCCAUGAAUCCAUGGCUUGAUUGCAUUGAUAGGUACCCUGUUACUUCUAGGAAUUAAUCCAUGGAUUUUCAUUUUCUUUUGUUAUAUCUUUAUUCUCCUUAACAUUCCAAAAAUGUUGAAUUAAAAAUUAAUACAUUUGGAGGUAAUUAAUUCCAGAUAAAUAUAUAUUAUUCAGAUUUUGUUUUAA